AUGAACACGCCACGUCAACGCAAAGUCCACAGUCCAUCCUCAUCGAAUCAGCCUCCUGCGCCGAGCCCAAUGGACAAGUUGAUCGAUCACAAUCAAGGCUCAUCCGUGGCGCUCGAAGCGUCUAGGUCUCGACUUGAGGCCUCCAAACGCGCUAUACGUCCUACUCCACUGCAGAGAAUUGAACAACUCACCGGGGAGAAGACAGCAUUACAAAAAGAGCUCGCCAAAUAUCAGAGACAGGAAAGCGCCAAUCGGGCUUUUAAAGAAGAGAUGAAGCAGGUUUUAGACCGACUCCAGCAGGCGGUAUUCGAGUGGAGAAGAGCUCAGAGGCAGAUUGACGACGAUUUCAACACGAACUCUGAACAAGGCGUGGACACGGCUAGCAUUAAGGUUGGCAUGCAGAGCCGUGACGUAUGA
Exophiala xenobiotica is the source of this 417-nucleotide messenger RNA. RefSeq lists its product as uncharacterized. NCBI's taxonomy places the organism in Eukaryota, Fungi, Ascomycota, Eurotiomycetes, Chaetothyriales, Herpotrichiellaceae. Bases 1 to 417 code for a protein of 138 amino acids. The transcript has a single exon. The record is from RefSeq and is a predicted model, not a curated record.